Ornithodoros turicata is the source of this 615-nucleotide messenger RNA. RefSeq lists its product as uncharacterized. The record is from RefSeq and is a predicted model, not a curated record. Gene Ontology annotation, biological process: DNA integration. Lineage: Eukaryota; Metazoa; Arthropoda; Arachnida; Ixodida; Argasidae. Bases 1 to 615 code for a protein of 204 amino acids. Gene Ontology annotation, molecular function: nucleic acid binding. The transcript has a single exon.
AUGAAGGCUGUGGCGAGGAGUCAUGUGUGGUGGCCAGGCCUGGACCGUGACGUCGUGGAAGCUGUUCGGGGCUGCCAGAUUUGCCAAGAGCAGCAGCAUAUGCCAAAACGUACCGAAAUGACCUCGUGGCCAUUCCCAGAGAAGCCAUGGUCACGCCUUCAUGUCGAUUUCGGCCGUCCAUUUAAAGGACGAUUUUUUUUCGUAGUGGUGGACGCUUUCUCCAAGUGGGUCGAGGUGUUGCCCGUGACAUCUCCGUCUUCAACAGCAACUAUUGCCUGUCUUAGGGACAUUUUUGCAACACAUGGGAUCCCAGACCUCAUUGUGUCUGACAAGGGUGCAGCAUUUGUGAGCAGUGAGUACCGCAAGUUUUUAAAGCGGAAUAACAUCAAGCAACUCCAAAUUCCACCAUAUCAUCCGGCGUCAAAUGGAGCAGCUGAUAGAGUGGUGCAGACUGUUAAAUCUAAGCUGAAGAAAAGUGCAGCAGGAGACUUUAAAACGCAGAUAGCGAUCGAGGUUCUUACUACACCACCGUUCACAACCUCAUGCAGUCACUGGACGUACACCAGCCGAACUUUUGAUGGGAAAGAAGUUGAAGACUGCGUUGGACAAGCGUAA